AUGAGUACGUUGUUACGAUGUGGAAGGAACAGUCGUACCCACCAAUUCGGGUGCAGCGGUGAGGAUAUGUUGAGUAAUGCUAAGUCACCUGCCGUAGGCCGCCACCUUCCAUUCUUCUAUUUUUUCGGUGCCGCCACCACCGUGUCAAGGUCACGAGUUUGUCGCCGAAGCCCAUCCUCCCUACGUCGGAAUCAGAGCAUGCCUGUCGGUGGAUUGAUUGCUGCUGUUAGACACCAAACCUCAGUCUCCAUUACCGUUGCUCCUCCAUCUUUCUCCUUCUUCACUUCUGACAGCCGCCACCAUCAGAGUAUCCGAGCCGUCAUCCAGUCACGAGCAACCCAAUCGCCAAUGGAAGCCUUAACCACCUCCAUACAUACGCUGUUGCUGCCCUUCAAUGACGACAAGGCCAUCGCCUGUUUCCUUGAUGAUGUGAGCCUUCACGGCGUGGUUGUAAACGAUGUAACCAAACCGUGA
This is a messenger RNA of Lactuca saligna, 474 nucleotides long. NCBI's taxonomy places the organism in Eukaryota, Viridiplantae, Streptophyta, Magnoliopsida, Asterales, Asteraceae. The record is from the annotation of a GenBank genome assembly.